AGAUCAGCUCGAUUUUUGAGCAUUCAUUUUGAAUAAUCCACAGCAUAGCACCUUUUAUAAAGCUGCAAAGUGAACAACUCACCUACAACUGUCUUGGUUGUACUUGAUGGUCGUGCUGCGGGCAGGGACUUACUGCCGCGAUCAUGGCUGAUUUUUUAGAAGCUGACGAUGACGAGGUAAUGUCGGAGCAGAGCUGGUCACACCUCUCCAGGCAUCACCUGAAGGUUGGCUUCCGAGAAGGAGCCGGUCAAUCGCAAGAUGAUGCACGACAGCGCGGCUUUGACGAAGGUUUUGCCGCAGCUGCACGGGAAACGGCUGAGCUAGCAUGGUGCCGUGGUGUUGUAAGCGGUGUUCAGAUGAUGAUAGUCAUGAGAGACGGUCCCGCUGCCGCUUCUGGUCUCAGUGAUCUGGAGGAGCUGUUGUCGGAGAUCAAGAUGGCAGAGAACAGGGUCACAGCCAGGCGAGAUGCACCUGCGGAUGAUCAUGCCACGGUGGCAGGCCAGCCGCAGCGCAACGAGCAGUUACAGUGUCCCGAGCACCAGCUGUGCGCGGGUGCUGUGAAGUCAGUCGACGGGCCGUUGCUGGAGCGCCUUCAGUCCGUGCUGGAGCGUCGCGGCUUCAAGUUGCCGAUCGAACGACAGCCUUAGCAGCACGAAGACAGACGGCAAUAGGAUCGACUGCUUCAUCUGUGAGUAUCCUUCACUCAUCCAGUGCAGUACAUGUACAUGUACUGGCAGCAAACCAGACGCAUGCUGGCACAAACCAGACGCAUGCUGGCAGCAAACCAGACACAUGCACAGUCGGACCAGCGCGUACUCACUGCCGGAAUGAUGGUGCGUAGAAGACAUUGAAGAGGAAGGAGUGAGGAAGUAAGACGGAGAUGGCAGCAUUGUCUUCAGCGCCCAGCAUGGCCAAGCUGCCCGCCAAUUGAUCACCUCCGGUUGUGACAAUGUCGAAAGGUUCUACACGUAAUGAAUCUUGGCAUCACACGCUACUUGUCCUUUCCGACAAGACGCCCGGAGUGGUGUUGAUUGUGAAUCGUGUUGCCAGGUUUGAUUCGGUAAGUGGUACGCGCGGUGUGGGUGACUCGAUUCUCUGACGACAUCAUCGCGUUACUCAUAGGCAUGUGUGCUGACAGUGACAUCAUCACAUGACUCAUAGGCAUGUACGUUGGCAGUGACAUGUAUCAGCACGUGGCUCAUGGGCCUGUAUGCUGGCAGUGAUAUUGACUAUUGUCUCUUUCACGUGCACUCCUGUGUGCUUGGCUUUGCUGCUCGCUCUUCCCGGUCUCAGCACUGAACUGCCAUCCCUAUCAGAGAUCUGGCCACGGACUCACGGCGCCCUGCUCACUGCUGUGCGGGAUCGUGCUGUGAGUGAUGUGCUGAUAAUGCCUGUGCCAUUCGGUGCAUUUGCUGCAGAUUAUGGAUUUUGCUGAUACAUAUAGCUACUGUUUUUCAUUCUUCUGAGCCACUACACGCGAUUCCCUGCCAUUGCGAGAGUGGCCCUGUGCCAGUCACUCUCUUGCUGCUACAGUCGACCUACCCUUAUAACAAUAUUUGCGUCAAACCAAGAAAUAUUGUUAUAAGGGUAAUAUUGUUAUAAGGGUAACUGGUUCAUUUCAUACACAUACGUCAUAAUGCAUGGAUUUUGUUCAUUUUUUACACUCUUUAUAGCAUAAGACUGACGUACAUGCCCAUUGUGUACACAGCAAGGUGCCUACUGGUGCCCCCAUUGGAUUUCGUCAUGUCCCAGCGACUUAUCAAGUGAAGCUUGCCCUACCUGGAUAGUGGGCUCUACAUAUCCCCUGCUAGAUAUUGUUAUAAAAUGGAAAAUGUUGAUUGGUCAGCCCAUUUUAUAUCGUUAUAGGGGUAAUAUCGUUAUAGCAAUAUUGUUAUAGAGGUAAGGCAUUGUAUACACAAGUCAAUGGAGUGAUUUGGUUUGCCAGAAAAAUAUCGUUAUAAGGGUAAUAUCGUUAUAGAGGUUAUCGUUAUAAGGGUAGGUCGACUGUACCAACUGAU
Molecule: messenger RNA, 2018 nt
Organism: Sycon ciliatum
Lineage: Eukaryota; Metazoa; Porifera; Calcarea; Leucosolenida; Sycettidae
Exons: 4
Coding region: 144-647 (167 amino acids)
Source: RefSeq, a predicted model, not a curated record